GAAGCCGCCCCAUUUAGGAAGGGAUAGAGUGAGAAAGUUAGAGAGAGAGAGAGAGAGAGAGAGAGCACUCUUUUUAUAUCCCUUUCUCUUCUCUACUUUUGGUGGAGCCGUGAAGAAGAUUAGGUUCUCAGAAAAGAACCCAGCCCAACAAAUUCUGUCCCCUUUCAUUUUCUUUGAGCUGGGGAUUCUAGAUAAAUAUAUUUGUUGGAUAUACAGAAAGAGGGUUUUAGAGAGAGAGAGAGAGGGAGAUGGAGAUGAUGUAUUACCAGUUCCCCAAGUUUUCUCACCAGGACUCUCUGAAAAUCCUGGAAGCUGAUAUACAGCACGCCAACGCUUUGGCUUCUGCCAUUCCAAGUGCAAAAGGCGGUGCACGCCUUCAGAUGAAAUUGGUUUACAAUCACUUGGCACCUAUCCUUUUGUAUUUACUCCAAUGGAUGGAUUGUUCCUGCACAUGCCUGCUCCCCAGAUAUCUAAAUCUUUUCCAUGUUCUUGUAUAUAAGGUGUACACAGAUGGGAAACCAAACAUUUCCAGGCAUGGAAGGAAGGCAACUAUUAGGGACUUCUAUGCGGUUAUAUUGCCAUCUCUUCAGCGGCUCCAUGGCGACUUGGUCGAGUGGGAUGAUUCUAAUGAGGAGAAUUCUGACAUGGAGAUUACUGGAAAGACCAGGCCCGAAUGCAGUAAAGGGUUUUCCAAUGUUGAUUUGGAGAGAGAAGAUGAAUGUGGGAUUUGCUUGGAGCCCUGCACCAAAAUGGUUUUGCCCAACUGCUGUCAUGAAAUGUGCAUCAACUGCUAUCGUGAUUGGAACACAAAAUCAGAAUCCUGCCCCUUCUGCCGUGGUAGCAUAAAGAGAGUCAAGUCAAGAGACUUAUGGGUUCUCACUUGCAGCGAUGAUGUUGUUGACCCUGACACAGUUUCCAGAGAGGACUUGUUGCAUUUCUACCUCUAUAUCAAUAGUUUGCCAAAAGAUUCCUCGGAAGCCGUCUUCUUAAUGCAUUAUGAAUACCUACUAUGAUUCGUAGUAGACAUUGAAGAUUGGUGUACAGAUAGAAAAGCCAACCUUCAAAUGUAAAUAGAGCCCAGUGAGAAAAUUAUGCGACUGUUACCUGGAGAUGACGGCAUCCCUAUUGUAUGUGUAAGCAUUCAAAACUGUAAUGGUACCUUUGUAUCAAUACCAAAUUUCUCAUUUUGAGAAUUUGAGUGUUCA
Molecule: messenger RNA, 1205 nt
Organism: Rhododendron vialii
Lineage: Eukaryota; Viridiplantae; Streptophyta; Magnoliopsida; Ericales; Ericaceae
Product: E3 ubiquitin-protein ligase AIRP2-like
Exons: 5
Coding region: 249-1013 (254 amino acids)
Biological process (GO): protein ubiquitination
Molecular function (GO): ubiquitin protein ligase activity
Source: RefSeq, a predicted model, not a curated record